UCUCAAGGAGAAGGGACACUUCUUUGAGGACAGCAAUGUUCACAUCAGAUGGUUUGCAAGAGGAGUGAAAGAAGCCAUCGAUGUCAAACUGGACCGACCAUUGUUAACCACAGCAGACUUUUCAGAUCCUUUCAAUUAAAGACUUCCUCCUCCUGCAGAUCCCCUUGCAGACCCUAUGCACACUGUGUGGAGUGAUGACUAGCGUGUGCACCCCCCAUCCUGCCACCACCACACACCAACACAAUAUACAGCAGCUGAUUGUGUGUCAGUGAAUGACAUGCACUUUAAAGUACUGGUUCUAAGGUGGAGCAGGUGGAGGAGAAGCAAAAUUCUGCAGAACAGCCAAUGCUGACGCACCUGUCCAGGACCGACCCUCCCACCUCCUCUCUGUGUCACUCCUGAGGGAAAGAUCUCUGUCCUGUCCCAGUCCGGACCUCCAAGCCACAGGGAGAAUGGGCAACAUGGCAACAGAGAUCGUUGCAUUUAUUCUGACCAUCUCAGGGUGGAUCCUGGUGUCGUCCACUCUGCCUACAGACUACUGGAAGGUGUCCUCUGUAGACGGGACGGUCAUCACCACAGCGACCUUCUGGUCCAACCUAUGGAAAACGUGUGUGACUGAUUCCACCGGUGUGUCCAACUGCAAGGACUUUCCCUCGAUGCUGGCUCUGGAUGCCUAUAUCCAGGUGUGUCGGGGUCUGAUGAUCGCCUCCGUUUGUCUGGGGUUCUUUGGUGCCAUCUUGGCCUUGGUAGGAAUGAAGUGCACGAAAAUAGGAGGCUCGGAGACCACCAAGGCUCGUCUGACCGUCCUCUCAGGCUUCCACUUCAUCCUCAGCGGCCUCUGCUGCAUGACUGCAUGUUCUAUAUAUGCUCACAGGAUCACAACUGACUUCUUUGACCCCCUCUUUGUUGCCCAAAAGUUUGAGCUGGGAGCAGCUCUCUUCAUCGGCUGGGCUGGAUCGGUGCUGUGUAUCCUCGGAGGACUUGUCUUCUGUCUCUCCUUGUCUGAAGGCUUCAGUCUCAGAGCUGAAUACUCCUACUCCGCAGCUGCAUCACUUGCUACAGCACGCAACAAGCACAGCAAGAUCGUCAGCCUCCAGAAGGAACCAGGAGAGCCGCCGAGGCAGUUUGGAAGAAACGCCUAUGUGUGACAUUGGACUCUAUCUUGUUGUUUCAUGAGCUGAUUGGGGAAACUUUUAACAGUUUGCUGUCACCAGUAAAAGCAGAGGACACCUUUCACUGUUAUGAACUUUGUACCCCAGCUGCAUUAAAAAAUGAUGGCUGGAAAGUGUAAGUUGUGUCAGUUUACAUAAUACACUGAGUUUAAGUGGCCAGAUACAUCUUUAAAAAUGGCUACGUCUUGGGGGGCGCUUCUGUCAAUGAAAAGUAAAAGAUAAGCUUGUUUUUCUUUUAGGGCAGGAAAUUUGAUUUGGCACAAAACACUGGUCAGACUCUCCGGUCACCUUCAACAAGCCAGCCUUUCCUGCCCGUCUCACACAGACUGGAGACUGUCUGUUUUAUAGUUGUUGAGUCAAAGGCCAAUCAGACAGCAAUAUCUAAAGGAAACAGAUUUGUUGGGGUUUUUUUUCAUUCUAAGCAGUUCUGUUUUCAUAGACCACUAGAUGAUAAGCCAACUGUUUUGGAAGCAACAAAAGUCUGUAACUGUGGUUAAAUGCUAUUUUCAGGUGACUAAAAGUAACAAAAAAAUAAACAAGUAGAUUUAAAAUCUCCCAUGAUGUUAAUUUUCUCCUGUUGCUCCUUCAGUUGAAAGCUGCAUCAGUUAAUAUUUCUCAAGCAGAGAGAUGAAUGUCAUGAGGGCCUCUCUCCUUUUCUUGGCCUGGACUGAUCUCCCCUCCGAGGGUCACUGGGUCACAUCUGACCCCAGAGAUGACUAUGCAGAGCUGGAGGCCCGACCGGAGACUUCCCCUCAUAUCAGCCAUCCAUCUCCACCUAGGAAUUAUUAUCAAUAGGAACCCCAGGCUAUGUUACGCAAAACCUCCUGGCCCACAGGUUGGAUACUUGAACCAGCUGGCAGAGAGCGGUUGCCCUGUGCUUUCUGGCGCCUUGUAUCCGUAAACAAGUGUCAGGUGUCCUGGGCUCUGCAGAACGCGCUCUGAUAUAAUGGUGGUAUUGUGCUGUCUAAUGUCUGCAUUUGCAUUUGUUAAAACUGCACAUGAGAUGAACUGCCUCUAGCUUUUUAAAUGACUUCCUCCUCACAGACACUUUAAAAGUUAGAUAUCCAUUUAUAGUCAUUUUGAAAUUGCCUCUGGUAUGUCUAUGGUGUAUUCUGAG
Molecule: messenger RNA, 2289 nt
Organism: Epinephelus moara (kelp grouper)
Lineage: Eukaryota; Metazoa; Chordata; Actinopteri; Perciformes; Serranidae
Gene: cldn10a
Product: claudin 10a
Exons: 6
Coding region: 453-1148 (231 amino acids)
Biological process (GO): bicellular tight junction assembly; cell adhesion
Cellular component (GO): plasma membrane; bicellular tight junction
Molecular function (GO): structural molecule activity
Source: RefSeq, a predicted model, not a curated record